CCAGAAUCAGACUUCCGCUUCCGGGGAGGCUAUUUCCGUUUUUCGGGGCAGCGGCGCUUUCGGCGGUCGUCGACGCUCCGCUGAGCCCGGUACCUACAAAGGCUGGAGGCUAGAAGUCUCCUUACCUCCCGAGACUCCAUUUUCUGUGCACAGCUUGCUGCUGACUCCAGAUCGGGAUGAUUGAAGUAGUUUGCAAUGACCGUCUGGGCAAAAAAGUGAGAGUGAAGUGCAACUGUGAUGACACCAUUCGGGACCUGAAAAAGCUCAUUGCUGCCCAGACUGGUACUCGGUGGGACAAGAUUGUGCUAAAGAAAUGGUACACAAUUUUCAAGGACCACGUGUCGCUGGCAGAUUAUGAAAUCCACGAUGGCAUGAACUUAGAAUUAUAUUACCAGUAGUUUGGUUGUUGCCGAUUUAACAAUUUCUGUGGUCUUUUUUCUUUUUCUUUCUUAUGACCUCAUGUAACACAAACUAUGGAUAGUUUAAAUUGUGGCAUGGCUUUUGGGUAGCAACAUUGUACUGUUGGUGGCAAUAAAACAAAAACUGUAUUUACGCUGUGUUUCCUCAACAUGGUUUUCUAAAUGUCAGUGUUUCUAAUAAAUGUGACCAGACAA
Molecule: messenger RNA, 614 nt
Organism: Pogona vitticeps (central bearded dragon)
Lineage: Eukaryota; Metazoa; Chordata; Lepidosauria; Squamata; Agamidae
Gene: UBL5
Product: ubiquitin like 5
Biological process (GO): protein modification process
Molecular function (GO): protein binding
Source: RefSeq, a predicted model, not a curated record